This is a messenger RNA of Erythranthe guttata (spotted monkey flower), 1031 nucleotides long. RefSeq names its product organelle RRM domain-containing protein 2, mitochondrial. Gene Ontology annotation, molecular function: RNA binding. The record is from RefSeq and is a predicted model, not a curated record. Gene Ontology annotation, biological process: mitochondrial mRNA modification. Gene Ontology annotation, cellular component: mitochondrion. Lineage: Eukaryota; Viridiplantae; Streptophyta; Magnoliopsida; Lamiales; Phrymaceae.
AUGCACCUUUUUACACUCCAAUUCUUCUCUCUCUAGAAACCUCUCUCUCUCUCUCUUAAACCCCCAACCCCUUACAGACGAAGGAGCUUAAACCCCGAAAAUGGCGAUGAAGGCGGCGACGGCGGCGAUUUCAGCCAAUUAUCAGAUGUGCAGGGGAAUUAGGGCUUUUUGCUCGUCUUCCUCCACCUUCCCAUUCAACUUACCCAAGACUAAUAUCGAGAAGCCUCCUCCCGCUGAACCGUCUACCAAUCUCUUCGUCUCCGGACUUAGCAAACGUACAACAACAGAAGGUCUCCGUGACGCCUUUGCUAAGUUUGGUGAAGUUCUUCACGCUAGAGUGAUGACCGAUCGUGUAUCUGGAUACUCGAAGGGUUACGGUUUUGUAAGAUACGCAACUUUACAAGAAGCUGAAGCAGGGAUCAAAGGCAUGGAUGGCCAGUUUUUGGAUGGUUGGGUUAUUUUUGCCGAGUAUGCGAGACCGAGACCUCCUGUGCCCCCUCUAAACAAUAGACCUCCUCAGGGUCAGUGGUGAAAAGAAUAUAUACAGAGAAAAACCUGCACUUGUUGAACCAUGUGCUAUUAAUCCAGACGAACAAUGGUACAAUUUUUUCGACUCAAUUUACUAUUUUUGUCUAGAAUUCAAACACGAUUUAGUAAUUAUGCAUAUUCAUGUCGGGUUUAAGGUAUUCAUGAUUCAUGCCAGGGUGUUGGUGUUUGGAAAUGUUUUAACUAGAAUUGAACCUGUGUUUGGCUUUAUAUGCAUUCGAUUGGGAAAGCCCGUUUCCCGGCUCAUUUAUUUUCCUUUUUGUUAAAUAUUUGUCGACUCUUUCUGGUCAUUAAAGAACGUUUGGAUUUUCAUUUUGAACUUGUCGAAAUACAGUCACCCAUGCGUCCAUAGUUUUAACAAUUAGACUUGCAGUGAAGUAGUUUCCGUAAAAGUUGACUUUGGUCGUCAUUUCCGUGUAAAAAUUUCAGAGUUGUAUGCAUUGGUUAAUGACCGAAGAGUACUCUAUCUUGAAUUCCUUUUUUUU